GCAUAUUUGUAAUCUGACUAAAUUCACACAAUCCCCAAGCUGCUAGAAGGACAGGGAGACAUGGCUGAAACCAUAGCUGACACAAGAAGGCUUUAUACCAAGCCUCAGAACUUAAAUGAUGCGUAUGGACCUCCGAGUAACUUUCUAGAGAUUGAUGUGAGCAACCCUGAGACGGUCGGGGUGGGUAGAGGCAGAUACACCACCUAUGAAGUCAGACUGAAGACCAACCUACCCAUCUUCAAGCUGAAGGAGUCUUGUGUACGGAGGCGGUACAGCGACUUUGAGUGGCUCAGAGCGGAGCUGGAGAGGGAGAGCAAGGUGGUUGUACCGCCUCUCCCAGGAAAAGCUCUUUUCCGGCAGCUUCCUUUCCGAGGGGAUGAUGGCAUAUUUGAUGACUCUUUCAUCGAGGAGCGGAGACAGGGUCUGGAGCAGUUUCUCAAUAAAGUGGCCGGUCACCCUCUAGCUCAGAACGAGCGAUGCCUGCACAUGUUUCUACAGGAGGAGUCUGUGGACAAGAACUACACCCCAUCCAAAAUCAGACAAGCCUGAAAAAGAAAAAAAAGAAAAGGAUGGCUCUGCUUGGCCUGGUCUCUCUCUCAGCCCUGCUCAGCCUCGCUUGGCCCAACAACCCAAAGCUCUUUUCACUGCUCCAGGUUUCUCUCAAACAAACAUUGCAAUGACCCCCCCCCCCCC
Archocentrus centrarchus (flier cichlid) is the source of this 693-nucleotide messenger RNA. RefSeq names its product sorting nexin 3 (gene snx3). Gene Ontology annotation, molecular function: phosphatidylinositol-3-phosphate binding. Lineage: Eukaryota; Metazoa; Chordata; Actinopteri; Cichliformes; Cichlidae. The record is from RefSeq and is a predicted model, not a curated record. Gene Ontology annotation, cellular component: early endosome membrane; retromer complex. The transcript has 4 exons. Gene Ontology annotation, biological process: endocytic recycling; late endosome to Golgi transport. The coding region runs from base 61 to 549 and encodes 162 amino acids.